This is a messenger RNA of Triticum aestivum (bread wheat), 2927 nucleotides long. RefSeq names its product SWI/SNF complex subunit SWI3C homolog. Gene Ontology annotation, molecular function: protein binding. The record is from RefSeq and is a predicted model, not a curated record. Bases 275 to 2629 code for a protein of 784 amino acids. The transcript has 9 exons. NCBI's taxonomy places the organism in Eukaryota, Viridiplantae, Streptophyta, Magnoliopsida, Poales, Poaceae.
UCAGACUGCAGCCAAACAGCUGAAUUGCAAUUUGGAGAAUACCAGUUCCAUUUCAGGCAUCUCAAUUGGGCAUCCAAACGCACUGCUAAGGUAUUCGGAUCUCAGAAUUCAGAGGGAGAGCUGUAGGAUGGAGUGAAAAUUUCGGACAAGAGAGCUCAAAUCUCCUCCUCACUCCUCUCGCACGUGCCUAUCCGCCCCGCCGUGGCCCCCCUCACUCGCGGGCACACAGUCCAAGCUUCCACCACCGUUUCCGCCUCCGCCGGCGCCGGCGACGAUGCCUCGCAAGGCCUCGUCCUCCUCAGAUGCGAAGCUCAAGUGGCGGAAGCGGAAGCGCUCACAGGACACCUCCCCAUCGAAGCAGUCCGGCGGGGCCGACCACUCCGACGACUCUGACUCCGCAGCGGCGAACGACGAAGACGACGCGCUCCACGGCUCCGCCAACGGGGGCGAAACCCUAGGCGCCCGUGGCGGUGAUGACGACACCGUGCCCGACCUCCGGGAGGCGGAGGUGCUCUCCUCAGCGGAGCCCGUCUCUGGCUUCCCCUCGGCUACCCGCCGCACUAUCAGCCGGCUCCAUCCCUCUGUGCUUGCAGUUAUCGCCGCUGAUCGUGCCUUGGCGGCUGGUGCCAGCUGUGCUUCGGCUCCGCCUGCACCCGCGCUGGAGAACAUUUCGCACGGGCAGCUCCAGGUGCUAGCAGCCAUGCUCCCUGACCACCCAUCCCUGUCCAACGACCCUGACAAGCCGUCCUCCUAUGUCUGCACCGUGCCUCCACUCAUGGAAUGCCAAGGCGUGCCCAAGCAGUUCUACAGCAAGUUACUCGUCGUCCCCAGACACGCAGAUUGGUUCUCGCCGGCGACUGUACACAGGUUGGAGAGGCAGGUGGUGCCACAUUUCUUCUCAGGGAAGUCCCCAGGGCAUACACCAGAGAAGUACAUAAUGCUGAGGAAUAAGGUGAUUGUGAAGUAUUUGGAGCGCCCGUCAAGGAGACUUGCAUUUGCUGAGUGCCAGGGGCUUGUUACAAGCACGGCUGAAUUGUAUGACCUGAGUCGGAUAGUCAGGUUCUUGGACACUUGGGGGAUUAUUAAUUACCUCGCGGCUGGAUCUGUGCACCGGGGCUUGAGGCUGGCAUCAUCUUUAAUCAGGGAGGAGCAAACAGGGGAGCUGCAGCUGGCGUCUGCACCAUUGAAGUCAAUUGAUGGUCUGAUUUUGUUUGAUCGGCCAAAAUGCAGUGCCCGAGCAGAGGAUAUCGCUUCUGUGGCAUCAACUUCGUCUGCUCUGGAGGUGCCAAAUGGUGAUACUGGCUUUGCAGACUUGGACGAAAAGAUUUGGGAGAGGCUGUCUGAGAACUUCUGUAGUUAUUGUUCACAACCUUUGCCCAGUUUGCACUAUGAAUCACAAAAGGAGGCAGACAUUGCUCUUUGCUUGGAUUGCUUCCAUGAUGCAAGAUUUGUUCCUGGGCACUCAAGCUUAGAUUUUGAGAGAGUGGAUGGAACGAAAGAUGGAUCAGACAAUGAUGGGGACAGCUGGACUCACGAGGAAACUUUACUGUUGCUGGAGGGCUUAGAGAAGUACAAUGAUAACUGGAAUGCUAUUGCUGAACAUGUCGGAACAAAGUCUAAGGCGCAAUGUAUUCACCAUUUUAUUUGUAUUCCAGUGGAAGAUGGUCUGUUAGAGAGCAUUGAAGUACCAGAAGCAUCUGUUUCAUCUAGAGUACAAAGCAAUGGCUUUUCAUAUUCAAAUUCCAAUGGCGGCAUUUCAGGUAGCGUUCCUCAAAGUAGCCAACCUGGACAACAGCUUCCAUUUGUUAAUUCCGCUAAUCCAGUCAUGUCACUGGUUGCAUUUUUGGCCUCUGCAGUAGGACCAAGAAUAGCAGCAUCCUGUGCAAAUGCAGCACUAUCUGUUUUGACAAGAGAUGAUUCCAGGAUGUGUUCAGAAGGCAAUGAUGUCAUGGGUCAAGCUGCUCGUCCAAACUAUGAUGCCUCAUCAUCCGUCUCUCCCGAAAACGUCAAAUACGCUGCAAUGUGUGGCUUGUCAGCAGCGGCAACAAAGUGCAAACUCUUUGCAGAUCAGGAGGAGCGUGAAAUUCAGAGAUUAGCGGCCACCAUCAUAAAUCACCAGUUAAAGAGAUUGGAGUUGAAGCUGAAGCAAUUUGCAGAGGUGGAGACCUUGCUUUUGAAGGAAAGCGAGCAGGUUGAGAGGGCCAGGCAGAAUCUUACAGCCCAGCGUGUCCGGUUUAUGUCGGCUCGAUUUGCUUCCUCCGGAGGUCCCAUGCCCGGAGGCAGCAGCAGCACCAUGGCAUCAAAUCCAAUGAGUCAAGCCAGCCCUCGAUCACCAGCAAUGCCAGGCUCAAUGCCACCGGCCAGCAUGCAAGCGUUUUACAGCAAUAACAUGCAGGGGCAUCCAGCCCAGAUGGCUUUCUUGCAGCAGCAACAGCGGCAACAACAGCAGCAGCAGCAGAUGCUCUCAUUUGGGCCGCGCCUGCCGCUCUCAGCUAUCCAUCCCGGCUCAUCGUCAUCAGCAGCACCCAGCGUCAUGUUCAACCCGGGCAUGCCCAGUUCGGCUACCCCUAACCAUCACUCCAUGCUGAGACCACCACCCUCAGGGAGCAACAAUUCAAGUUUUGGUUAAGGAGAGAUUCUUUGCCUCAUCCUAAGUUACCUGUGUUUGUAGCUCUGGUGCCAACCAUUGUAAUUCAAUUGCACAAUCACAGGUAGAUGCAUUUAGUCUUUUAGGUUUUCCAUCCUAGUUCCCUUUCUCCCGGAAUCUCUCGGCUAUCUCAUAAGAUGAAUGUUUGAUAGGUAAGAUUGUGUUAUAGAGAAGUGGGAGUUUCACCCUGGUGCAAGUAAUUGCUCCCAAUUAGAUGCUACAAAGUGACGGAAAUUGAAUUUACCUGUAUUCUUUACCCGCAACUGUGGUUUAUACUCCA